CCUCUCCCCACCCCCACCACACCACUCUCUCCCCAACUCAAAAAUUCAAAGCUUUUCCCACUACCAACAUUCUCAACUUUCUCUCUCUAGAAAACACCAUGCAACCUUCAUACAAGCGAUUCAAGCCCUCCGACUCCCAGCCAGCCCACUCGGCCCCUCCUCCGUUUCAGCCUUUGCCGCCGCUUCCCCGCCUCACCCAAGAUCAAGAAUACACGGUAAUCGUCUCUGCGCUUCAAAACGUCGUCGCUGGAACCGCCACAGCCGCCUCCGUGGACUUGAAUUCGCUCCUCCCCCCACUACAACGCGCUUCCACUUUCUCUCCCCGCUAUACUACAAGUACUAGCUGCUCCAGCAACACUCUCUUGGUGCCGUCCGAUUUGGACACCUGCCACGAGUGCAAAAUCAAGGGGUGUCUCGGGUGUACUUUGUUCCCGCCAGCAGCCCAGGAGGAAAAGGGAAGUAGUAAUAACAAAAAAGGGCCGAAGAAGAGGGUGAAGAAGAACUACAGGGGAGUGAGGCAGCGGCCUUGGGGUAAAUGGGCUGCCGAGAUUCGAGACCCGAGACGGGCGACUAGGGUCUGGCUAGGCACUUUCACUUCGGCUGAGGAGGCGGCCCGGGCUUACGAUAAAGCUGCAAUCGAGUUUCGGGGGCCAAGAGCGAAGCUCAAUUUUCCGUUUCCGGACACAACAUUGGUGACCCAAGAAAGUAAUUCAUCACAACCACAACAGCAACAAGUAGUUACAGAGCAAAGGAAUAAAAAUGUCGAAUUUCCAGGGGAAGUUGAAACGACGGGGAUUAUGAAGGAAAAUGAGUUACUGGAAGAGGACUUCCAACAGUGGAUGAUGAUGCUGGAUGCUACUGAUAAUUCUUCGGAUUCAGGAAAUGUUCAUAUAUAGCAUUUGAGUAUAAUAAUAAAAAUUGUUUCUUUGAUUGUUUUAUUAGAAACAAUUGUAGCUUGUAUGUGACUAAAACAAGUUCAUUUGUUCUUUUAAUUA
Messenger RNA from Malus domestica (apple), 995 nucleotides. NCBI's taxonomy places the organism in Eukaryota, Viridiplantae, Streptophyta, Magnoliopsida, Rosales, Rosaceae. The record is from RefSeq and is a predicted model, not a curated record.